Parascedosporium putredinis is the source of this 1233-nucleotide messenger RNA. The record is from the annotation of a GenBank genome assembly. NCBI's taxonomy places the organism in Eukaryota, Fungi, Ascomycota, Sordariomycetes, Microascales, Microascaceae.
AUGCAGCUAAACCCAAGCCGAGAAAGACGGAACUGCACGUUGAAAAGAUACUCGGGCGUUGACAGGUCGUUGACGUCCAAGUACAUUCUCAAGCCCUUUUACACCCAUGUCGUCAUCAAGUGCUUCCCCAUGAGCAUGGCGCCCAACCUCAUCACCCUCACUGGCUUCAUGUUUGUCGUCGCCAACUUCCUCACCCUCCUCUGGUACAACCCCACGCUCGAUCAGGACUGCCCUUCCUGGGUCUACUACUCAUGGGCUGUCGGUUUGUUCCUCUACCAGACCUUUGAUGCCGUGGACGGUGCUCAAGCUCGACGAACCAAGCAAAGCGGCCCCCUCGGCGAAUUGUUCGAUCAUGGCGUCGAUGCCCUCAACACCUGUCUCGAGGUCCUUAUCUUUGCUGGGUCGCAAAACAUGGGUCAGAGCUGGUACACCGUAGCCACCCUCUUUGCCUCUCUCCAGACUUUCUACGUCCAAACCUGGGAUGAAUACCAUACCAAGACCUUGACCCUCGGCAUCGUCAACGGGCCCGUCGAGGGCAUCUUGGUCCUCGUCGGCGUCUACGCCCUAACCGGCUACAAGGGUGGUGCCUCCUUCUGGCAGCAGCCCAUGCUCCCAACCCUCGGCGUGUCCUCCGCCAUUGCCCCGCUGCCCGAGAAGAUCUACAACUUCUCCUUCACCGAGUGGUACAUGGUUCAGGGCACCAUCGUCCUGGUCUGGAACACUUUUGAAUCGGCCCAAAACGUCAUCCGCGCCCGUCGCGCCCGCGGCGAUCGCUCCCGAGGCGCCCUCCUCGGCCUCGGGCCCUUCUUCGCCAUCUGGUCCCUCGUCGUCACCUACCUCUACCUCCAGCCCACCAUCCGCACCAACCAUCUAGUUCCCUUCGCCAUCUUUGCUGGCGUCGUCAACGCUUACUCCGUCGGCCAGAUGAUCACCGCCCACCUCGUCCUACUCAAGUUCCCCUACUUCAACGUCCUCGGCUUGCCGCUCCUCUUUGGCGUCGUCGACAGCCUCGGUCCCAUCCUCCAGGCCAACUUCGGCUUCGGCUGGCCCAGCGCCCUCGGGGACGGCGUUUACCAGGUGGCCUUCAUGUUCUGCAUGCUCGGUGCAGCCAUUGGCGUCUACGGCUCCUUCGUCGUUGACGUCAUCGUCACCUUGUGCGACUACCUCGACAUCUGGUGCCUGACCAUCAAGCACCCCUACAUCGAGGGUGAGACCAACAAGAAGGCCGCAUAA